GAGGCAGCCGCUUCACCGAAGAGAAAAAAAAGCAAAGAGGGGAAAAAAACUUUACUGGUUUGCAGGAAUUUGGACAGAUUUAGAAACCGUGUCCAAAUUGUCCCGACCCACGAGAGUUCCGGGGAGGGAGAAGGAGUCGUCGUUACCGAAAUGAUGGAAGAUUCUCAUUUUAAUUCAUCGUAUUUCUGGUCUCCCAUCCCCACUGUACCAGGACAGAUUGAGAAUGCCAUGUUUCUGAACAAGGUGAAAGAGCAACAGGAAAAGAAUGGUUCCUUCUCUCCUUCCUCUGCAUCCCACUACCAAACAGCGCUUCUCACCAUCCCCACUGGUGGGGCAAAGACAGAUGGAGGAGGGCAGGCUGGUAGUGUGGCACACCUCCACCCUCCUCACAGCACCCAGAACAUGCUGUCAGUCCCCUCCACAGGCAUCAUGACAGCAGCGGGUCUGGUCAUCACAACUCCUCAGGGAACACUAGUCUCUCCCACCUCCUCUCAGUCUUUUGUCUCUGGUCAUCCAGCAACAACCAUGAUUGUUUCAGCACUCCAUUCUCCAGACAAAAAAGAAGGGGAUGGGACGUCCCAUUUGGUUGUGAUGCCAGCGCCCUCCAAACGAGGUCGAAAGAAGAAGACAACACUGUCCAAGGUCGGUCCUGUGGGUGGACCAGGAAAUGAAACACUAAUACUGGCACAUCUCACAGCCGGCGGGCAGCUGGCAUCUUUGCAGCAUCACGCCGGAGACCCAUAUGACCUGUCAAAUGAAGAGGAAGACCAGGGCCCAAAAGAUAGCACAAAGACAUACAGGUGCCGGAUGUGUGCGGCGACCUUCCUCAGUAAGUCUGACAUGCAGAUCCACUCCAAGUCGCACACAGAGGCCAAACCUCACAAGUGUCCUCACUGCGCCAAGUCAUUCGCCAACUCCAGCUACCUGGCCCAGCACAUCCGCAUCCACAGCGGGGCCAAGCCUUACACCUGCUCCUACUGCCAGAAAUCUUUCAGGCAACUCAGUCAUUUACAGCAGCACACACGGAACCACACAGAGUCAAAGCCUCACAAGUGUCCCCACUGUACCAAGUCAUUUGCCAACUCUAGCUACCUUGCCCAACAUGUCCGCAUCCACACCGGAGUGAAACCCUACUCCUGCUCCUUCUGCCAAAAGAGCUUCAGACAGCUCAGUCACCUUCAGCAGCACAACAGGAUUCACACCGGAGAUCGGCCAUACAAGUGUAGCCAUCCAGGCUGUGAGAAAUCCUUCACGCAACUCUCAAAUUUACAGUCCCACCGGCGUCAACACAACAAGGACAAGCCUUACAAGUGCACCAACUGCAAUAAAGGAUACAUAGAUGCAGCAAGCCUGGAGGUGCACAUGUCCACACACACAGUCAAACACGCGAGGAUCUACUCGUGUGGUCUCUGCAACCGCACUUAUACCUCAGAGACAUAUCUGGUGAAACACAUGGAGAAACACAAUCCAGACCAGUUGACUGUACCAGCAGUCGGGGGAGCACAGCCAGCACAACAGCACCAGCACCAGAACCAAAGCCAGGGCCAGGCUGGAGCUCAGAGCCAGGUAGAGAGUGCAGAUGGAGGAUCUAGCCGAGCUGGGAGCGGAGCUACGGGUGGCGGUCAGCAGGGACAGAGCCAGAACAACUACCCCCAGACAGAAACCAUUUCCUGUCCAUUUGACCUGCACCAGUAUAAGACCGUUUCUGCCAGUGACAUCCAGUACAAACCAGUCAGUGUAGCUGACAUUACUUCCCACAAGGACCUUUGUCUUACUGUGUCAGCAUCCACCAUUCAAGUGGAGCACCUCAACUCUUAGAGGCGAUUAAAGGAGGGAGUUUGGGGGUCAGGGAUGUUCAAAUUAAUUCAAGAAAACAAGAAAUGGAGGACUGAGAGACGAAGGAUUAAAGCAAUACUAAGAUGAUACAAGAACUUUGGAACAAGUGACUGUGCCUGAAUAAUGGUUUGAGGCAGACAAACAGUAUGGUGACACAGUAUAGUGAAGACGAUAAUUUUGUUUUAUUUUUUUAAUUCGUCUAUUUGUUCUUUCUGCCUUGUUUGAUUUGUUUUGCUGUUGCUUAGCUGUCCUGUCUGAGUAGAAAGUGCAUGUAAAGGCUGCAAUAAAGUAUGUUUCAGUCCAUCACAGUGAUGGUUUUAUGAAGGGUAAAGAGUCAAAGAGACAGUGCUUCUCCUGAUGUUUUAUCACCUCCUGCCGUUUCCUUACAAAUACAGCUUUGGCCAUUGCAAUUUAGGGCCGCUCUAUUGAUGAAAUUGGUAGUCGACUGUGAAGGUAAAUUUUUAUACUUUCAUACAGAGACUUUCAGUUUUUUCUUCAGUGUUAAUACCUCUACUAUGUUGUAAAACACAUGCCCGCAAUUAAUUCUUUUUAACCUUAAAAGGGACGUAGAAGAUAUUUCCUUUUCAGGAAACAAAAAAAAUAUCAAUCAAGUAUAUAUAGAUAUAUACUAUCAGUUUAUAAGGUAUGAUUGUGUGUUUAAAGGCUGUGGUAAUCCAUAUAACCUACUUACACCCAUUGGCAGGCCUUCACAUGACUUUCUGGGAAGUGAUGAGCCAGUUCACAUUUCAUGUAAUCCUAUUGUACUGCUUUGUGUGUAUGUCCUAAAAGUAAUGUUAUCCAAAUAUGUUCUUACUAUUAUACUCCCACGAUAACAAUGUUUAUAAUACUUCUUUACAGACAUACUGACACAUCUGACAUUUGUUUUUUUUGUUUUUUUCAGCUCUUAAUACAAUAAACCCUCUGAAACGUU
Micropterus salmoides (largemouth bass) is the source of this 2767-nucleotide messenger RNA. It is a transcript of the gene znf384b, whose product is annotated as zinc finger protein 384 b. The transcript is spliced from 11 exons. Gene Ontology annotation, molecular function: DNA-binding transcription factor activity, RNA polymerase II-specific; RNA polymerase II cis-regulatory region sequence-specific DNA binding. The record is from RefSeq and is a predicted model, not a curated record. The coding region runs from base 151 to 1818 and encodes 555 amino acids. Lineage: Eukaryota; Metazoa; Chordata; Actinopteri; Centrarchiformes; Centrarchidae. Gene Ontology annotation, cellular component: nucleus. Gene Ontology annotation, biological process: regulation of transcription by RNA polymerase II.